Messenger RNA from Oryctolagus cuniculus (rabbit), 5381 nucleotides. Lineage: Eukaryota; Metazoa; Chordata; Mammalia; Lagomorpha; Leporidae. The record is from RefSeq and is a predicted model, not a curated record.
AUGGAGCUGAACACCAUGGAGGACUUUUCCAAGGCCUUCACCCGAGUCAGUGCUGAGUCCUGUUGGUCCCUCGGCACAACGCACCUGAAGUUCAUGGGUAACGACCUUAGCUUGCAUGUCAGUGGCAUUCUUGCCAUGUCUUCUGGUAGAACGACUAACUUCCGUGAACGAAGCUCUCUGAAUCCAGAGAUCCAGAGCCAUAAUUGUUUUCUAAUUAGUUUCGUUUGCACUGAUUUCACUCUGAAAUAUUUUACAUUUCAAUUCGAUUUUUCUUUUUUAGCUGUAUUUUGGGGUGAUAUUGCCUUAGAUGAUGAAGACUUAAAUAUCUUUCAAAUAGAUAGGACGAUUGAUCUUACACAGAAUCCUUUUGGACAGUUUGGACAUACCACAGGUGGACUUGGAGAUCAUGGUGUAUCAAAGAAACGAGGAGCCCUCUACCAGCUUAUAGACAGGAUCAGAAGAAUCGGCUCUGGCUUGGAGCAAAACAGCACAGUUAAGGGAAAAGUACCUCAAAAAUUCUCAGGGCCAAAUGAGAAAAACCGAGUUCCCAGAGCUGCCACAUCAAGAACUGAGAGAAUCUGGCCUGGAGGUGUUAUUCCUUACGUUAUUGGAGGCAACUUCACUGGCAGCCAGCGAGCCAUGUUCAAGCAGGCCAUGAGACACUGGGAAAAGCACAUGUGUGUGACUUUCAUUGAAAGAAGUGACGAAGAAAGUUAUAUUGUAUUCACCUACAGGCCUUGUGGGUGCUGUUCCUAUGUGGGGCGAAGGGGAAAUGGACCUCAGGCAAUCUCCAUUGGCAAGAACUGUGAUAAAUUUGGAAUUGUUGUUCACGAGUUGGGUCAUGUGAUAGGCUUUUGGCACGAGCACACGCGGCCAGAUCGAGAUAACCAUGUAACCAUCAUAAGAGAAAACAUCCAGCCAGGUCAAGAGUACAAUUUUCUGAAGAUGGAACCCGGUGAAGUGAACUCACUUGGGGAAAGAUACGACUUUGACAGCAUCAUGCACUAUGCCAGGAACACCUUCUCAAGGGGGAUGUUUCUGGAUACGAUUCUCCCCUCCCGCGAUGAUAAUGGCAUACGUCCCGCCAUCGGUCAACGCACGCGUUUAAGUAAAGGAGAUAUUGCACAGGCAAGAAAGCUGUAUCGAUGUCCAGCAUUCACAUUUGGAAAUAUUUCUAGAUCACUAAGGUUGCAGAAGAUUGUUUUAAAUUUCACCACGAUGGACUUAUACAAGAGCAGUCUGUGCUGGUAUGACUACAUUGAAGUGAGAGAUGGGUACUGGAGGAAGUCACCCCUCCUUGGUAGAUUCUGUGGGGACAAAGUGCCAGAAGUUCUCGCCUCUACAGACAGCAGGAUGUGGAUCGAGUUUCGUAGCAGCAGUAAUUGGGUAGGAAAAGGCUUUGCCGCUGUCUAUGAAGCCAUCUGUGGAGGUGAGAUACGGAAAAAUGAAGGGCAGAUUCAGUCUCCGAAUUACCCUGACGACUACAGACCCAUGAAGGAAUGCGUGUGGCGAAUAAUGGUGUCGGAGAGCUACCACGUGGGACUGACCUUUCAGGCUUUUGAGAUUGAAAGACAUGACAACUGUGCCUAUGACUACCUAGAGGUUCGAGAUGGAACCAGCGAAAACAGCCCUUUGAUAGGGCGUUUCUGUGGUUAUGAUAAGCCUGAAGACAUAAGAUCUACCUCCAACACCUUGUGGAUGAAGUUUGUUUCUGACGGAACUGUGAACAAGGCUGGGUUUGCCGCUAACUUCUUUAAAGAGGAAGACGAGUGCGCCAAAGCUGACCGAGGCGGCUGUGAGCAGCGGUGUCUGAACACCCUGGGCAGCUACCAGUGUGCCUGUGAGCCGGGCUACGAGCUGGGGCCGGACAGGAGGAGCUGCGAAGCUGCUUGUGGCGGACUUCUUACCAAGCUUAAUGGCACCAUCACCACCCCAGGAUGGCCCAAAGAGUAUCCUCCUAAUAAAAACUGUGUGUGGCAAGUGGUUGCACCAACCCAGUACAGAAUAUCUAUGAAGUUUGAGUUUUUUGAAUUGGAAGGCAAUGAAGUUUGCAAAUAUGAUUAUGUGGAGAUCUGGAGUGGGCUUUCCUCUGAGGCUAAGUUACACGGCAAGUUCUGUGGAGCUGAAGUGCCCGAAGUGAUCACGUCCCAGUUCAACAACAUGAGAAUCGAGUUCAAGUCUGAUAAUACUGUGUCCAAGAAGGGCUUCAAAGCACAUUUUUUCUCAGGUAUAAGCCUUCACGUGUUGUCUGUGGGUGUUACUGUGUUCCAAGUGGGUUGGGUACAGGGGGCUAAUCUUUAAAGCUUUCUGUAAGGCACAUAGGAUGGACGUUAUUCUGUGUUUCAUAAUUCUUUACUUAAAUGAGGGUAUUAAUAACAGGAUCCCUCAGGAAAUGUGGCCUGCCUCCAAUCAGAGAUUAUUUUAAGAUCUAAGAAAUAGAAACUUUGGUAAAACAACACAAAAAUAUUAAAAGUUUAUAUGGUGACUUUACUGUCUACAAGUAGAUGGGACCAAGGACACCAGACUUUCCAAAAGCAGCAGAUUUUUCAAGGUGAUUUUUCUUUGGUUUUUGAAAAUAUCUCAUUUUAGCAACAUUUCCAUUGUUUUUCUCUUAUAGCAUAUUUCUUCACAUUUUCACUCUCGUUGUUAGGCUCAUGUUAAUAUUAUGCUUUACCUUACUGCUGUAGAAACAAAGCAGGAAGUCUAGAAAUACGCGAGUCCUGAUUUUCUUGAUGACGCAUUAGCGGGUGUGCUUGAGGAUUGCAGUUGUAUGUUUUGAAUUGAAUGUUUUACUUAAGCAACUCAAAGAUCCCCCCCUUAAAGAAGGGACAUUUGAUGAAAUGCUCCCCGAGGUUUACAAAAUUAUAUGGAAAUGUCCGUUAAAAUCCCUUAUUUUCUCAAUCUCAGACUCAUGUUUUAUGAAAACAUUCCUAUGAAACUUCAAAACAGAUAAAAUUGUAAUAAACCUUAGCAUAGCAAACUAUUCUGCAUUUUCAACUGGCGACUGAUUUCAGGCAACGGAAUUGCAAUUAUGUUUUCAUAUCAGGUAAUUUGGAUUGAGUUAAUUCAAAGUCCAUUUAUUCCAGUCCCCAUGUGUUUAAAAAUUAAUGAGAUUUACAAUGCCCAGGGUUUGUUUGGGGUUUUCCGUGUAAUUGAAGUUAAUGGUUCACAAGUGCCACUGAGUGCCAACUCAAACACAAAAGUCCCUUAAAAAUACAGGUUACAGAAAAAUGGAAUGAAAAGAUAAUUCACAUUUUCCGUGAACUUUUUGAAGUCUGCAAAGAUCUCCGUUCCCCAGUUUUUUCCAUUCCAUUCUUCUACGUUUACCUUUAAAAAAGUCUUCUCAUGCUUCCACUUAAAGUUUAUUCUAUUCAAAGCUGAUUUUAAUACCCUUUUUAAAAAAGAUGUAUUUAUUUAUUUGAAAGGCAGAGAUACAGAGAAGGAAGGAGAGAGAGAUCAAUCUUCCAUGUGCUGGUUCACUCUCCAAAUGGCCACAACUGCCAGAGCUGGGCCAGCCCAGGCCAGGGGCCAGGAGCUUCUUUUGUGUCUUCCACGUGGGUGCAGAGGUCCAAGGACUUGGGCCGUCUUCCGCAGCUUUACCUGGUGCAUUAGCAGGAAGCUGGAUUAGAAGUGGAGCAGCCAGGACUUGAACCAGCACCCCUAUGGGAUGCCGGCACUGCAGACCAAGGCUUAACCUUGUACACCACAGUGCCAGCCCCUGAAUACCCUUUCUUAAUGACUGGAAUACUUUCUUAGAUUUUACAAUUUUACAAAUGUGUAUUUUACAAAUUUGAGUGAUCCAUGGCAACAAAGCUACUUACCUUAGAAACCUCUAAAUAUUUAUUUUUAAAGCUGAAAUUAUGAAAUGAACAAAUUUCUUCAUAUUAUUCAAGGUGUUUGGGGUACUUUUCAUUUUACAUGACUGUAGCCAUACAUAUUAUUUAAAAGAUAUUUGCAAGAUGCUGCACAUACUGAGUACAAAAUAUAAAAACAACAUCUAAAAUUCAUUUUCUGAUAUUUUUGAUUGUGGAAAAUUUUCCAAACCAUAAGCAUACCCACAUUCAUUUGUGGCUUUAGAGUCACAUUACUAAAAUAUGAAAUUUGCUUCUUUAAUUCUUGUACUUCAUAUCGAACACACAUGCAGAUAAUGCUGUUCUCCAGGACAGGCGGGAAUCUUAUUUCUGUGCACCUGUGCUUGGUGAAAAGCACUGAGUGCCCUCGUAGUAUCAGAGCUCAUAAUAACUAAUCCGUAAAUCAGGUUCCUGUAUACUGUCAUCUUAGAAAAUCCUCUCCAUUUUUAGCAUUUUUCAGUGCUUUAAGAAGAAAUAUAUAUAAAUCAAUUGCCUGGCCGUAUUUUAUGGCUCUCCUGCCAGUGGUUGGUACAGUGGACAUCUCACCACAAGGUACCGUUCCCCUGAAAAUGGGAGAGCCUGUCUGAGGACAUGAUGCAAUCAGAAUUAUCUUUGGAAAAUGGGAUUUGUGGUGGGGGCCAUUUGACAGUAUUCUCUCAGACAGAGAAGCUACCUCAUUCUAGCAGAAAUGAAGAGGUUUUUUUUUUUUUUUUAAAUUUUUACUAGCUGGGAUUUUUUUCUAAAUAUAGAGGAUUACAGCAUUUCUUCAUGAAUUAAGGCUUGAAAGUCAUAGGGAAAGUAUGAUUACAUUUAUUUUACAGAUGAAAAAACACAGGAUUAGAGAUGUUACAUAGUUUACAGUGGAGUCUGGACUUUGCCUGUAGCUUCUGGAAAUUUGUAUCAUAACUAUCUGGAAUGUUUUUAUUUGAGAAUGUGGCUGGCCAUGACUGAUAAUCUUCAGAUGAGAGCAGACCACACCAGAAAGCUCAGCCAUGUGAUUUUAGAAUUGGGUCUUUGAAUCAUGUGGUAUCAGUUAACCUGGAGGCUGAAUCUCAACUAUAGAGGCAGUCAAUCCAUCACGCUUACCUAAUAGGACCACAAUAACAGCUCUGCUCACGGGGAGACCUGGGUCAGCUUCUCCGGUUGGCAGCACUGCAUGUGUGUUUAUCACCCACGAGUGCCGAGAAGGCAGUAUGUGCUAAGGGCAUGUGGAAUCCUCUGUUCCCCUGCAUUACAAUUGGUCAUCACCAGGUGUGUAACAGCCUUCCUGAUUACUGUGGGCCUUUCUCGUGAAUUAGCAAGCACAAGGGUAGUUUUGGGAAACUACUGACUUUUAAGUUGGUGCAGAAGUCAGAGAGAAAUCUUGUAUAAAUUUUCCCUUUUUACUUUGUAGCUGGACUCCUUGCAGUGGGUGUCAGAAAUGAUCAUGCACUCAAACUAUAGUUUGGCUAACUCCACGUUAGUAACCAGAGCCAAAGCCUGAAAUGGAACCCAAAUGAUUGUAACACAGGUGACACACAAGUGCGCAUA